Molecule: messenger RNA, 1226 nt
Organism: Seriola dumerili (greater amberjack)
Lineage: Eukaryota; Metazoa; Chordata; Actinopteri; Carangiformes; Carangidae
Product: inositol-tetrakisphosphate 1-kinase-like
Exons: 10
Coding region: 171-1202 (343 amino acids)
Biological process (GO): inositol trisphosphate metabolic process
Cellular component (GO): cytoplasm
Molecular function (GO): inositol-1,3,4-trisphosphate 6-kinase activity; inositol-1,3,4-trisphosphate 5-kinase activity; ATP binding
Source: RefSeq, a predicted model, not a curated record
UUAGUCUAGAGGACCACUUCUUAAAAAGACACUAAGAUUAGAUUUAAAGACCAGCAGAAAUAUCAGGGGGAGGGUUGAAUGGAUAAGAGCGAGGCAUCGAUUCACACACCCCUCCCCGUCUCUAUCUUUGCUGUCAUUUGGCUGCUGGUGGCCCCCGGACACACAGCCCAAUGUCGGGCCGCAGAGUCGGCUUCUGUCUCAGCGAUAAGAAACGCAGGAGGAUGAACCUUGGCGCUUUUGCAGACUUCUGUGCGGCCCAUGGGGUGGAGGUGGUGGAGAUUGACCUCACUCAGCCGCUGGUACCCCAGGGACCCUUCGACGUCAUUGUUCACAAGCUGUCUGACGUCAUCGUGGAGGCUGAGCACGACAGCCAAUCGCAGCAGCUGCUUUCCAACUUCCAGAGCUAUGUGUCAACUCAUCCCAAUACAGUUCUUCUGGACCCUCUGCCUGCAAUGACCAGGCUCCUAGACCGCUUUGCUUCCUAUAGGAUCAUGAGCAAGUUGCACAACUCACUCCGAGACUGGCGUAUCUGCAGUCCUCCUUACCUAGAGAUCCACAGUGCCAGUGACCUGUCAUCCAUCCAGCAGGCUGUCAUGGCCCAGGGCCUAAGCUUUCCUCUCAUUUGCAAAACUAGAGUGGCACAUGGCUCACUUUCCCAUGAAAUGUCUCUGAUCUUCAGUGCAGGCAGUCUCACUGACAUCCAUCCUCCCUGUGUGCUGCAGAGCUUCGUCAACCACGGAGCUGUUCUGCACAAGGUCUUUGUGGUAGGAGACAAACACUUCUGCGUAGAAAGGCCCUCACUCAAGAACUUCCCCUCCGGUCCCUGUGACAGGAAAACCAUCUUCUUCAACAGCCAUCAGGUGUCCAAGCCAGAGUCAAGCUCUGAUCUCACAGCUCUGGAUGAGCAGAUGCCGUGCCUCCCUCCUCCCAGCUCCCAGGCCGUGGCCGCCCUGGUCAGAGAGCUCCGAGUUCAGCUUGGCAUGGCCCUGUUCGGCGUGGACGUCAUCCUCAACAUUCACACGCACACCCUCACCGUCAUCGACAUCAACAUCUUCCCAGGGUAUGAGGGAGUGCCCCAGUUUUUCUCCUCUCUGCUCAGCCACAUUGAGUCAGUGUUGGACAAACAGACCUCUGUUUGCCCCCGGGCUACUAGCACUCCUAAGACAACACUGACCACAGGUGGUCCAUCUGCUGCUCUUUAAGUUGCCUCAGGAGCAGAGCACAGA